Molecule: messenger RNA, 405 nt
Organism: Cooperia oncophora
Lineage: Eukaryota; Metazoa; Nematoda; Chromadorea; Rhabditida; Trichostrongylidae
Source: the annotation of a GenBank genome assembly
AUGUUCAUCACUAUCGCUCCAAAUUACUAUGUUGAUUAUUGGUUCACGAGUGAUGGAGUUAAGACGGAAUACGCCAAAAGCUUCAUGAGCGCUCUUGGAAUCACUUCUCAAAUUCCCAAUUUCCUUAUGAGUGUCUUGAAUGCAGCACAAAUCAUUGGUGGAACGCUGAUGAUUCGAAUCGUUGGCACGCUUACAGUCAAUUGCAUAACCGUGGCUAUUAUAAUUGUGCUGGCUGUAUCUCAAGAUCCCAGUCCAGAAGCCAUGGAAUGGUUUUUUUACGUGUCGCUGAUCAUAGUCAUUGUUAUGAACGCGUCCAAUGGCUUGUAUCAGGUCCGUUACCAAUUCUUUCUCGACUUUCCCUCGUACCUCUUAGCGCCUGAGGGUAGGGUCAAGAAAACCAGAUAG